CUCCGGCGGUCAAGUACACGGUCAAUCCAACACAGUGCGUGGUGCCGAGUGGAUGUGUCGAUCGAAGUGAGGGUUUGCGUGGUGUAUUAGAAACAGAGGCUAUCGCGACGAGACGUAACAAAAUAUGGCGCUCCGGGAGGGAAGAGAAACCCGCGCCAGGAGCUUCCAGUACUCCAACGAAAAACCAUCCCAUCUGUCCACCUUCAGCAGUAGCUUCGACGAAUUUGGCCCACCGUAUGCGGAUUUACCGAUGGAGAUUUUGGUCAAGAUAUUCACCUACCUUACACCGUCGGAUAGACGCGAAGCCAGCCAAACGUGUCGCCGUUGGUGUGAGGCAUCGCAUCACAAUGCAUUCCUCGAAAACUUCUGGCUCGUACUGCACCGCCAACCGUUCGAUGUGAAUGUACCGCCCGUUCGCGAUUUUCUCUGCAGCUUCCGCCGCUUCCCAAACAUCCAGCUCUCCGAGGUGGAUUUUGAGCGGAUCGGCAACUUUUUCACCCAGUUCGGACCACACAUCCAGCGUAUCGUGUUCGACGCGUGUGAAAUACAGGAACGCGACAUGAUCGCUAUACUGCGCUGUUUGCCAGCCCUGCGUUCACUGUCGAUCAGAUCGUGCCGCGAUCUGUUCAUGUGUGUGCGACUGUUUGAUGAUGCCGCCGAGCGGGAAAAACUUCGCCAAACGCUGGCCAGUGUGAGUGAACUAUCGCUGACCCACAGUCAGUACCUUUCGGAUGGAAUACUGCACCGGAUAACGGAUAUUAUGCCGUCGCUGAGUGUGCUCAACCUGGCCGGUUGUCACAUAUCCUUCCACCAGGGGCUCUAUCGGAAGUUCUAUCCGGGUGAUGGCAAACAACCGUCGGAAAGUGUGCUCACCUUUCACUACAUCUCGCGGUUGAUCGAGGAACGGAAGGAGUCACUGCGGGCCCUUGAUUUUAGCGAAACGCUCGUGGAUGAUAAUGCGCUAGAGGUGCUGGCGUCCAUGAGCCCGGCACUGCGGCUGGAACGGCUCGAGCUGAAUCGUUGCGAGCAGCUAUCGAACCGCGGACUCGGCACGCUCAUUACCGCCCACGCGAACCAUUUGCAGCACUUGAACCUCUCGAAAACGUACCGGCUGACCGAUGCCUGUCUGCUGCAGAUUUGCCGCGAACUGUCCGGAUUGCGGGUGCUGAAGAUGCGUGAAUGUCGUGCGCUCAGCAAUCAGGGUGUGCGUGAGUUGGUGCAAUUGACCGCGCUGCAGGUACUGGACAUAUCGUACUGCAAGGAAGUUAACGGAGCGGGUAUACUGGAGGGCAUUGCAUCACGCCCGAACCACACGCUGAAGGAGUUGCGCAUCCGUGCGCUAAACCUUUGCGAACAGUCCAUUAUUGCGGUGGCGGAGAAUUUGUCGGCACUGCGCGUACUCGAUCUGGGCUACUGCUUCCAUGCCGUGUCGGACCUUUGUGUGCAGUUUGUUAUCCGCAAUUUGAUUCAACUGAGGGAGCUUGAUUUGGAAAACUGCGGAAAGCUGUCCGAUGAAGGAUUGACGGGGUUGGGAAUGCUUCCGAAGAUGGAACGUCACAUACAAGGCAAUCAAUUAGGUGGUGCUGGGGCUGAAAAUGCCGAACCAAAUCAGGUGUCUGAAGAAGCACACGAUCCUCCGGAACCGGAACCGGUGGUACCGCAAGUAGCAGCACCCCACAUGCGUAUAUCGUUGCGUAGCCGUGCGGAGCAGGAAAUUGUGGAGGAUGCCGAACGGAAGAAGCAAUUGCUCGAGGCGAUGCAGCGCAAGGACAAUCUGCAAUCGGCACGCAAUGAUGUGCGAUCGUCCUUUAGCGGGUAUUACGUUGGGCGACUGCAGCAGCUGUGCGUGCUCAAUCUAACCGGAUGCAAUGGACUCACGGACGUGACGCUGAUGUGCAACUUUCGUAUGGUGGAUCUCCGCAAGCUGUCCCUUGCCCGGUGUCAGCAGAUUUCGUUCGAAGGCAUACGGGCCAUGGUGCAGGGAUGUCCGUCGAUCGAGCAACUCGAUCUGAGCGAGUGUCACAACAUUAAUGAUCGAGCGGUCGAGCAGGUGGUCACUCAUCUGCGUCGUUUGCGUACGCUAAGCCUUCGACGCUGCUAUCAACUGACCGAUUUUAGUCUCGAUCACAUCGCAUGUCACGGGCUACAGCUGCGUGAACUCGACGUGCGCGGUUGCAAGCAUAUGUGGGCGGAUCCGGCCAUGCGAUUGGUAAACUUGCCGCUGCUGGCCACGAUCCUUGCCGGCAAACAGGACGACACAGGGAAUGGUGUUGAUGGUAGCGCGUUUGGUAAUGCGUUUACAAUUAUGCCCGCGCCACCUCCACUACCGCAACCGCAGCGUCUUUCGAUGCGUUUUUAACAGGAGAUGGCUUUGGUUGUGCCUACUGCUACUGUUCGAUGCAGGAUGCUUACUGUUGAUGGCAACGGUGCUCGCUGGCUAGUUGCUAUGGUAAUUGUACUGCUUGCUUGCUGUACGUACUGUUUCCGAUCGCCACCACGCGUCACAGAAAUUAGCAACUGAAAUAGAGAAUGAACGAGAUAAGAUUUUGAUGUUAAGCUGAUUGACCAGACGAACCGGUGCCAUUCGUUUUACCUUAUCUUUUUUACGCGAAGCGAAGACCAGUCUAGACUCGCAAGACUCACUGCGAAAGUGUGUAACCACAACUAGUAUUUCCUUAAAAAGGGAAAACAAUAUUCGAUAGCAAAUGUAUUCAAACAAAGUUUACACCCGCGUAUAUCGCGAGGUUUUUUUUAUGAAUAAAUUAUCACUACACUUAAACUCUAUCGUGAUAUUAUCGUUAAACC
This is a messenger RNA of Anopheles moucheti, 2805 nucleotides long. Its product is annotated as dynein regulatory complex subunit 6-like. The transcript is spliced from 2 exons. Lineage: Eukaryota; Metazoa; Arthropoda; Insecta; Diptera; Culicidae. Gene Ontology annotation, molecular function: protein binding. The record is from RefSeq and is a predicted model, not a curated record. Gene Ontology annotation, biological process: SCF-dependent proteasomal ubiquitin-dependent protein catabolic process. Bases 125 to 2359 code for a protein of 744 amino acids. Gene Ontology annotation, cellular component: SCF ubiquitin ligase complex.